Dichomitus squalens LYAD-421 SS1 is the source of this 1679-nucleotide messenger RNA. RefSeq names its product cytochrome P450. The record is from RefSeq and is a predicted model, not a curated record. Lineage: Eukaryota; Fungi; Basidiomycota; Agaricomycetes; Polyporales; Polyporaceae. Bases 33 to 1679 code for a protein of 548 amino acids. Gene Ontology annotation, molecular function: monooxygenase activity; heme binding; oxidoreductase activity, acting on paired donors, with incorporation or reduction of molecular oxygen. The transcript is spliced from 14 exons.
CGCACGCCCCUGCCUACGUUCACGCUCUCAUCAUGGGCUCCGAAGCGUUGCAGGUCGCAGUGAUUUGCACCAUCUCCUGGGUGUUGUGGAAGUAUUUUCGCCAGUACUUCGUGAAGUCGCCACUCGACAAUAUCCCAGGCCCUUCCUCGGGAUCAUGGCUCUACGGAAACCUAAGGCAGAUCCUCCACAAGGACGGGUGGGAUUUCAUACAGCAUCUUACUGACCGCUACCCGGGCAUUGCGAAGCUCCACGGACCAUUUGGGCAUCGGAUGCUCUAUGUCUUCGAUCCUACCGCCUUACAUCAUAUCAUUGUCAAGGAUCAACAAAUCUACGAGGAGGCAGCUUGGUUCAUCAAGUUCAACCGUCUACGCUUCGGGCCGGGACUUCUAGCGACCUUAGGCGACGCCCAUCGGAAGCAACGCAAAAUGCUCAACCCUGUGUUCUCUCCGAACCACAUGCGGCGCAUUAUUCCGAUAUUCGACAAAGUCGGUCGCAAGUUGCAGAGAGCAGUUGAGGGUCAAAUCCGCGGACACAACGGACCAGUUGAGGUCGACAUGCUUGUCUGGAUGAGCCGCACUGCGCUCGAGUUGAUAGGUCAGGCGGGUCUCGGCUACUCAUUCGAUCCUCUCGUGUCCGACACCCCCGAUGAAUUUGCAACAGCUAUCAAGAUGUUUGGACCCGCAAUUGUUAAAAUGAAUCACCUUCGCCGGAUCCUCCCGUAUCUUCCAGAGAUAGGGCCCCCUACCUUCCGCGCGAAGCUCGUUGAUAUGUUCCCGCAUGAUGGGGUUCAAGAGACGAAACGGUUUAUUGAUACCAUGUAUCGGCGGUCUCUCGAAAUCUACAGAGGGAAGCUGCAAGCGCUGAGGCAGGGCGAUGAAGCGGUCGCGAAGCAGGUUGGAGAGGGACAUGACAUUAUGAGUAUCCUGAUAAGGGCAAACACUGCGGCUGCAGAUGAGGACAAGCUUCCCGAAGAGGAGGUCAUUGCACAAAUCUCUACUUUCAUCUUCGCCGGAAUGGACACGACAUCCAACGCGCUCUCCAUCACGCUCGAGCGUCUCGCGGACCAUCUCGAUGUCCAGCAGAAGUUACGUGAUGAGAUCCUGGGCACAUUCGACGACCAGGACAACUUCGACUACGACAAGCUCGUCUCUCUGCCAUAUCUCGAUGCAGUCUGCAGAGAGACUCUCCGACUUUAUGCCCCGGUCACGCAGGUCUUUCGCGAGACGCGGCAGGAUAUCGUGUUACCCCUGUCGGAGCCGUUCCAAGAUAUAGACGGCAAGAUGAUACAGGAGAUUCCGGUUCCAAAGGAUACGACGAUCGCCGUUGGGAUUCUCUCUGCGAAUCGUAACAAGGCGAUCUGGGGCGAGGACGCGAUGGAGUGGAAGCCGGAGCGUUGGCUCUCGCCCCUUCCGGACGCUGUCACACAGGCGAAGAUCCCGGGUGUGUAUGCUAACCUGAUGACAUUCAUUGGUGGAUCGCGCGCAUGCAUCGGCUUCAAGUUCUCGCAGCUCGAAAUGAAGAUUGUUUUGUGUCUUCUCUUGGCAAAGUUUACAUUCGCACCGUCUGGCAAGAAGAUCAAGUGGAAUGUAGCGAACGUUAGAUUCCCGACUGUUGGAGACAACCCAAAGCCAUCGAUGCCCAUAAACGUUGGCUUAUAUCGGAGGGAAGCGAGUGAGUGA